AUGCCGGACUCAAGGCGAACGGCACGCGCGGGGGGGAGCGGGCAGUGGGGGCAUGGCGCCGCGGGUCGGUCCGCUCUCGGGCUCAACGCGUCGAGCACUGUCGCCGAGCCGCCGCGUCGUGCACGCCACCACCCGCUCGAAAUAAUCGACGGGAGAGCCGGGAGCGGGCGGUGCAACCGCCGCUAUUCGCGGGGUGAUGACUCAGCCACGUCAGGCCGAGCUAAAUGCGGACGCCGUGUGCUGCCGCCCUUCGUGAGGUUUUCUGCCAUUUUCGCUGGCAGGGCGCACACCGCGCUCUGUGCAGCGGUCAGCGACCUGCGCCCACGCGCAGUUGCACCCGGCACCGGAGUCGCACACAACUCGCCCCUGUCGGAUAUGCGCCCCACCAUCCCGUUGUUCCAUCGGACCACUUAUUUGCUUUUAAUUUGUAACGUACAAAAUAUCAUCGAUGAUAGUAAACUUUGCUUGUAA
Messenger RNA from Arctia plantaginis, 471 nucleotides. The record is from the annotation of a GenBank genome assembly. Lineage: Eukaryota; Metazoa; Arthropoda; Insecta; Lepidoptera; Erebidae.